Colletotrichum higginsianum IMI 349063 is the source of this 567-nucleotide messenger RNA. RefSeq lists its product as uncharacterized. The transcript has a single exon. The record is from RefSeq and is a predicted model, not a curated record. Lineage: Eukaryota; Fungi; Ascomycota; Sordariomycetes; Glomerellales; Glomerellaceae. The coding region runs from base 1 to 567 and encodes 188 amino acids.
AUGAUAUCAUUCUCAUUUCGGUGUCGGGCUGUUGUUCGCGACCCUGCGUCGCUCUCUGCCGAGGUGAACCUGUCUUAUUCCCCAUAUGGUAUCCGCAGUUUGCAGAUACUAUGGGUCACUGGACGGGCUAUGGGCAUCUUAAUAUCCGUCCAAGGUCACUGCACCGAUGUCGACUCGUCGAAUGGCCCAGAGCCUCUUUACACGCCUGUGAAAUGUCGCACUCGGAAGGACUUUUGGAUCCGAAAGGUUUGCAUUAAUUCCUGCUGCGCGUCUCCGCGCUUCCCUGGGCAGACAGGCGAUUUCUCAGCCGCCCAUCCUCUUUGGUCAGCCCGGCCUGAAGAAAUGCUUGCUUACACAUGGCGCUCGCCAAACCUCGGAAACAACGGAAUCGUUACAUGUGGCGACAGAUUCAGCCACACUGUCACCAAUGUCCAGGUCAUCUUACGUCUCGCCGGUCUCUCGAGGGCUCCACAGCGCAAGCCUCACUGCUCAGUAAUGCUCAUCUCAAUGUUGCCGCUGUAUUGUCUACCGCCUAGAGUUCACGACCCGAGCGUCCCGUCGUCGUAG